UCAAAACACAGAAGCAGCGCUUUUAUUUUGUCCUGCGAAUCAACUGUGGACUCACAAAUAUGCAGCUGUGUCCUCAGCUCGGCGGGAGAAGAGGCGAACCUUAGAAAUCAACUUCAGACCAGUUCAACUCCAGCCCAGAGAGGAGGAAAGAAACACUUGCUGUGGAUCCCCUGAUCGCUGCUCGCCUCAUUUUCUUCUUCAUUUUCCAAACCUCUGUGACACUUCAGACAGUCCUCAUGGAGGCCAGAGCAAAGUUUGACUUUGUUGCAACAGCAGACGACGAGCUCAGCUUUAGAAAGGGCGAUAUGCUUAAGCUUUUAAGCUCACAAGAUGAUUGGUAUAAAGCAGAGAUGAACGGAGAGGAAGGAUUUGUACCACAAAACUACAUUGAUAAGCAGCCUCCAAGAUGGUUCCAGGAGAACGCCAGUCGUAACGCAGCAGAGGAUAUCCUGAAGCACAAAGACGUCGGAGACUUUGUGAUUCGAGGAUCCCAGAGCUCCCCAGGAGACUUCUCCAUCUCUGUCAAACACGAGAGUGACGUUCAGCAUUUCAAAGUGUUGAGAGACAACAAAGGCCAGUACUUCCUGUGGUCAGAGAAGUUCACCUCCCUUGACAGGCUGGUGGAGUUCUACAAGAACACGUCUAUCUCUAAGACCAGGGAGAUCUACCUCUAUGACGGCAGUUCGGCCAAUAAGAACGCCUCCUUGGCCCAGCCGGCAAAGAGGGGAAGUUUGCCUGAACAAAAUCACUCUGCUGCAGCGAGUGCUACAACACAACGCCGAGCAUCAGACCAGCCUCACAACCAGCUGGUUACGAGAGUGGGUCUGGAGGAACGUGCUCACACCAUCGGUUACUCAGGAAGAAACAGCCCCGUCAGCUCAGCUCAUCCUCCCCGUCGUACAUCUGAAACCUUGCCUCUGCCUCAGAGGCCGUCUGCGGUGCAGGUGAAGGCGAUAUACGACUUCACCGCAGAGGAAGGCGAUGAGCUCGGUUUCUCAGCAGGAGAUGUCAUUGAAGUGCUGGAUCGCUCGGACGCCUCUUGGUGGAAAGGGAGGCUGCGGGGAAAAAUGGGUCUGUUUCCUGCCAACUACACAUCAGCGCAGCUGUGAGAAGACACCCCAGGCGACACACUUACUCUGCCUACACACAUCCACAGACUUGCUCUGCAGGUGCAAUGGCACUAAAUGUGUGUGGGGUUUUUUUUACACUGAGUCAGUGACUCAUCUAAUCUUCGCACCGAAUGUCAGCACUUCAUCAGCACUCCGGUUUCCAAAUGAGAGAGUCAGUUUGUGUUUUCAGAUCAUAUUCAUAUAUAUAUACAGACUUGUUGAUGCUGUGCUUGUUCAGGUUUUAUUGGACUUACUUCACAAAGGAGCAAAGGCACAUCCUCCAACAGGAGCUGCUGCAGAUGGCAUCUGUACUACAUGUCUGUCAGCAUAUUUAUUUGCUCGUUUGCCUUUCAUACCAAUAAAACGUUUUAAAUAAAAAAAGUUUGUGGAUUUCUCAA
Molecule: messenger RNA, 1507 nt
Organism: Limanda limanda (common dab)
Lineage: Eukaryota; Metazoa; Chordata; Actinopteri; Pleuronectiformes; Pleuronectidae
Gene: grap2a
Product: GRB2 related adaptor protein 2a
Exons: 8
Coding region: 237-1109 (290 amino acids)
Molecular function (GO): protein binding
Source: RefSeq, a predicted model, not a curated record